This is a messenger RNA of Anopheles aquasalis, 724 nucleotides long. RefSeq lists its product as uncharacterized. The record is from RefSeq and is a predicted model, not a curated record. Lineage: Eukaryota; Metazoa; Arthropoda; Insecta; Diptera; Culicidae.
GACAGGUGUCAUCGAACGAGAAAGUUAUCGAGAAUGCAUUUCGCUAAAAAGGUGAUCGCGUUCGUGAUCGUAGUGUGUUUCAUCAUCAACGUAUCUGCUCUGACGUGUAUGGAAUGUGUUAACAUGGGCGACGAGAAGGGGUGUGAUGAUGCCGGUGAACUCAACGAGUGUAACGCAGAAAUCGCUGAUCGGUACACUGCUAUAUUCUCGCGCAUGAACACCGAUAUUCCUCAUUUGCAACCGAACAAAUCCAAGUUCAAGUGCUUCAAGCUGAUCGUUGUUGGUGAAGAGCCGUACUUUCUCAAGGGAUGCACCUUCCGGGAUCUGCCGAUAUGCGAGAAAACCAACUCCAAUGUAGAUUGUGGCACGUGCGAGAAGGAUGAGUGCAAUGGGCUGUACUACCGGGCCGAGGACGAAGAUGAUGACAGUGGUGCCAUGACGACCAUCGGAUCGACCACCCCGCCACUCGUACUGUAUUUGCUGGCGGUCCUUGCACGCAUAGAACCAAGGUUUUAAGAAGUUUAGGCACUUUAUUAGCUAACGAAAAGCAAAGCAAACACAAUGAUAGCUGUAUUCAACAGCAGCACCAUGCUAAACUGAUGUCGAUCAGCUCCACUGUACGAUCUGCACGAUAGGAUUCCGUUGUAGUCGUACGUCGGUUCACCGCAGAUGCUCUUCCGCCCGGCAGUGCAUCCUUUUAUGGCAAGUAUGUCACUAGAGUUUU